UAUAACUCAACUCAAACAAACAAAGAAAAACAAUGGCAAUCAUGACAUCAUUGGCCUCUUUUCUCCUCAUUCUCCUGUUGGCUGCAGCUGUCUGCACCCACGGAGAAGAAUCGGUAAGGGACAGCAAUGGGAACGAAGUUCGACUCAAAGAACAAUACUACAUACAACCGAUCAGUAACGGGAUUAACGGCGGUAGUCUUGCUCCACUUGCUGGUAUAAAUCCCUUUUGUGAACCACGUGGUAUUAGCGAAACAUUUACGGGAGAACCGGGAGUGCCAGUUAGCAUAGCAUAUCCACCGGGGUUCAUCACGCCAUUAGAAGUUGUCAAAACAAAUUUCAGUAUAACCAUCGAGUUCAAGUCCAACGACUGUAAGGAGCUAUCCAAGUUCUGGGAAGUCUAUGAAGCACGGUAUAUCAUUGAGCCUCCAAUUCUCAUCGGUGGUAGACCUGAGGAACCAAAUAGCCGGUUUAAGAUAGAGAAAGUCGGAGAAGAAGAUGGAACAAACAUUUACAAAUUGACCACUUCUGCCGGAAACGUUGGAUCCAUCCCACUAUUGGGAACUACACCACAACAAGUUCUAGUUCUCACCAAUGAUGUGGCUAAGACCAUAUUCGUCAAAUUCAU
This is a messenger RNA of Brassica oleracea var. oleracea, 625 nucleotides long. Its product is annotated as endogenous alpha-amylase/subtilisin inhibitor-like. Lineage: Eukaryota; Viridiplantae; Streptophyta; Magnoliopsida; Brassicales; Brassicaceae. Gene Ontology annotation, molecular function: endopeptidase inhibitor activity. The record is from RefSeq and is a predicted model, not a curated record.